This is a messenger RNA of Penicillium malachiteum, 1875 nucleotides long. RefSeq names its product NupC/NupG family nucleoside CNT transporter. The coding region runs from base 1 to 1875 and encodes 624 amino acids. Gene Ontology annotation, cellular component: membrane. The record is from RefSeq and is a predicted model, not a curated record. Gene Ontology annotation, molecular function: nucleoside transmembrane transporter activity; symporter activity. Gene Ontology annotation, biological process: nucleoside transmembrane transport. NCBI's taxonomy places the organism in Eukaryota, Fungi, Ascomycota, Eurotiomycetes, Eurotiales, Aspergillaceae. The transcript is spliced from 3 exons.
AUGGAGUCCCAAGAUACGCCCAAUUUAGACCCUGCGCUGCAAAGCGAACAUCAGCACCAGCAUACGCAUCACCACCACACAGCUUUUGCGCAACAGGGUCAUGAAGAGGAGGUGGUUUAUUGCAAUGAGCUGUCUUUUGAGAAAGACGUUGUACCCGAUCCAAGCCCAUUGAACAAAGGGAACAGUCCCAACGAGAAGGAUGCCGAGGCAGCAGACUCGCAGCCAGCGCCAAGGCCAUGGCACCGUCGCAUAACAAGGAACUGGAGACAUAUUGCGCACGCUGUUGUUUGGUUUCUAUUUACCGGACUUAUGCGCUUUGCUAGCUGGUGGAUCGCUAGCUUGGUUCUACAUCGACAUGACAAGAAUUGGAUCAUUCCAUUCCUCCUCUACCUCGCCAUCACACUACGUAUAAUCUUCUUCUAUGUCCCGAUUUCCAUCAUCACAAGACCGUUGUUCUUUGUGUGGACAUAUACCGCUCGUCCCGUUGUCAACUUCAUCCCGGAAAAGCUACGACUACCUGCGAGCGCUCUCGUGUGCAUCGGAACUAUCCUGAUCGGCGCAUUUGCUUCUCCUACCACCCAAGGAAAUAAUCGUGCAGACCGUGCAGUGAGCCUUUUUGGUCUGGCAGUCUUCAUCUUCCUUCUAUGGCUCACAUCGCGAAACCGGAAGCAGAUUGUAUGGCACACCGUCAUCGUGGGAAUGCUCGUGCAAUUCCUAGUUGCACUAUUCGUACUUCGCAGUGGUGCAGGAUACGACAUUUUCAAUUUCGUUGCUACCCUCGCCCGUGAUCUCUUAGGUUUUGCAUCCGAUGGUGUGGUUUUCUUAACUGCCCAAGACUUCUAUGACAUGACCAGUCCCAUCGACCCAAGUGCCUGGUUCCUUGUCAGCACUAUUCCUGCCAUUAUCUUCUUCGUCUCAGUCGUACAGCUCUUCUACUAUAUCGGUGUUUUACAAUGGUUCGUCGGAAAGUUCGCCGUGUUCUUCUUCUGGAGUAUGCGCGUCUCUGGAGCCGAGGCAGUCGUCGCGGCUGCUUCGCCUUUCAUCGGACAAGGUGAAUCGGCGAUGUUAGUCCGCCCAUUCGUGGCACAUAUGACUCUUGCCGAAAUGCAUCAGGUCAUGACAUCCGGCUUUGCAACUAUCGCUGGUAGUGUUCUUAUCGCAUAUAUCGCUAUGGGUGUGAGUUCCCAGGCCCUGGUCUCUUCGUGCGUUAUGAGUAUUCCUGCUUCACUGGCUUGUUCGAAGCUUCGAUGGCCUGAAGAGGAAGAAACUUUGACGGCAGGUCGGGUCGUUAUCCCUGAUAAUGAGGAGCAUAAAGCGUCGAAUGCCCUUCACGCUUUCUCUACUGGUGCUUGGCUUGGUCUCAAGAUUGCGGCUAUGAUGGGUGCCACGCUUCUCUGUAUCAUUUCCCUGAUUGGUCUUGCUAACGGUCUGCUUACUUGGUGGGGCCGUUAUAUCAAUAUCGAUGAUCCUCCAUUGACUCUGCAGCUUGUUCUGGGCUAUAUCUGCUACCCUGUUGCAUUCUUGCUUGGUGUAUCCCGGGACAACGAUGAUCUGCUCAAGGUUGGCCAGCUGAUUGGGCUCAAAAUUAUCUCGAACGAAUUUGUUGCAUAUAACGACCUCCAAACUGAUGCUACUUACGCUUCCCUCUCGGAUCGCUCUCGCCUGAUUGUUACAUAUGCGCUGUGUGGAUUCGCCAACAUUGGCUCCCUGGGUAACCAGAUUGGUGUCCUCUCGCAGAUCUCACCCGGUCGUAGUGCCGAUGUCUCGCGUGUGGCGUUUAGUGCUAUGAUCACCGGUGCGCUGAGUACCUUUACCAGCGCGGCGAUUGCGGGCAUGCUCAUCACCGAUGAGAAAUCGUAUAUUAGCACUUCUUGA